GCAGUCUAAGCUGACAUGAGGUGAAAAUAUCCCAGGUUGUAGGUGUGAAAUUAGAGCUCUAAUUUGAUUGAAAUCUAAUUACUGUUGGGGGAGGGCUGGUUUGUUUGCUAGAUUGUUAAAUGUUAUUCUUGUGCUUGCUUAAGACCUGAAAGUGGGAGGACACACCCUUUGGAGGUGACAAAGAUAACUCAGCUGUCAGGAGGACAGAGUCCUUGUAAACACAGAGUUCAGUAGUGGAGGCUGCUGGGACUUUUCAACAUGUCUGCUGCAAACUACGCAGGGUUCACGAGCGGCAUAAAUCCAAAUGAGAGGAGGCUUGUUCUGGUUGGAAGGACUGGAGUUGGAAAGAGUGCUGCAGGAAACACCAUCCUGGGGAGGGAGGCUUUUGAAUCUGACCUGUCCCCAUCUUCUCUAACUGCAGAUUGCCAUAAAGCCAGGGGUGUAGUUAAUGGUUGGAAUGUGGCCGUUAUUGACACUCCAGGGUUGUUUGACACAAACUUUACUCAGGAUGAUGUGUUAAAGAAGAUAAAGAUGUGCAUCUCUCUGUCUGCUCCUGGUCCUCACGCCUUCCUGGUGGUUCUCGAGUUGGGCAGGUUCACCAAGGAGGAGAAGGAUACUGUCAAGAUGAUCCAGGCCACCUUUGGAGAAGAGGCUGAGAGGUACACAAUGGUGCUGUUUACUCAUGGAGACCAGCUGAAGAAUCAGACCAUUGAGAACUUUGUUUCUGAGAGUAAAGACCUGAUGGCCCUCAUUCAAAAGUGCCACAACAGAUACCAUGUCUUCAACAACGAGGUCAAAGAUCCAAAGCAAAUCUACCAUCUUUUAGACAAGAUUGACAAGAUGGUAACGGAAAAUGGGGGAGGAUACUACACCAAUGUAAUGUUUGAAAGAGCAGAGGCUGCAAUCGAGAUGGAAAAGGAGCGAAUACUCAAGGAAAUGGAAGAACAGAAGAAGAGGGAGCUUGAGCAACUCAGAGCCAAAUACAAUGACAGCGUUUACCGCAAAGAGGAGUCCAAGCUGAUUAUUCAGUACCAACAGGAUGCUCGUGCUCGAGCCGAGAAGUCAAACGCAUUCCUUGCUGCACCAACAAUCGCUAUGGCUACAACCUGCGGGGCUGCCAUUGGAGGCGUGCUGGGUGUGAUUGGGGGUCCACUCGGAAUUGCUGUUGGGAUCGCUGCUGGAGCUGCAGUUGGAGCUGCUGCUGGAACUUUGGCAAUAACAAUUAACAAAAACUGUAUUGUGCAAUGCAAUGGAUCUAAGAAGAAGUACAGUGAUGACACACUCCGGAUUGUUAUGCUGGGAAAGACUGGAGGAGGGAAGAGCGCCUCAGGAAACACCAUCCUGGGAAAAAAUGAGUUCCAGUCGCAAGCAUGUCCAACUUCCUGGACACUUGACUGCAAGAGCGCAGAUGGGGAGGUGUUGGGCAGAAAAGUCAGGGUAGUUGACACACCAGGGCUCUUCGACACCAACUUCCAAGAGGAAAACGUUUUGAAGAAGAUUGAAAAAUGCCUCUCCAUGAGUGCUCCGGGUCCUCACGUCUUUCUGAUGGUCCUGAAGCUGGGAAGGUUUACCAAGGAAGAGGAAGAAACCAUGAAGAUAGUUCUGAAUAACUUUGGUACAGAAGUUGCACGAUUUUCAUUACUGCUGUUCACGCAUGGCGACAAACUGAAGAAACAAACUAUUGAGCAGUUUAUUUCAAAAAGCACAGCCCUUGAAGAGUUUGUCUUGGCUUUCUCUAACAGAUAUCACGUCUUCAACAACGAAGUGAAAGAUGAUGAACAAAUCCGCCAGCUGUUGGAAAAAAUUGAUGAUAUGAUUCAGGGGAACGAUGGUAGACACUACACUAAAAAGAUGUUUAGGAGAGCAAAACAGGCCUCAAAGAGGAGGAAACGGAGAGCAUCAAAGGCGCUGAAGAGGGAGGAGCAGCAGAGGAGGAACACGUUGAAGUCUGAGGUGGAUAAUGAAAUGAAGGAACUGGGUCGAACAAAGAAACCCAACAAAUGUCGAGUGCAGUGAAAGACUGAGCCAUUUUUCUUUUCAGGGCUAAGGUUGUGUGGAAACAGCUUCUGUUACUU
Molecule: messenger RNA, 2075 nt
Organism: Cyprinodon tularosa
Lineage: Eukaryota; Metazoa; Chordata; Actinopteri; Cyprinodontiformes; Cyprinodontidae
Exons: 4
Coding region: 259-2016 (585 amino acids)
Molecular function (GO): GTP binding
Source: RefSeq, a predicted model, not a curated record